AUGGACAGGAAAGACGAAAAGAUGGAGAAGCAUCCUGAAGGAGCGGCGGGUUACGCUGCCUUACACGACGGCGACGUGCAGCUGCCAAUUGCUUGGCGCCGAAGCUUCCGUCACAGGCGAGGUGGAAAUGGCUUUCGCCGGUCGAGAGCGCUGCGUGGCUUGGUCCUUGGGUUUCUGGCAUUUAUUGUCUAUGCUCAAUGGAGGCAGAUUCAACCCGUGGACGAACAUGAAUCUCCCGCAACUACCAAGACGCCGACAUUGAACAUCACCCAGCUUCGCAACAACGCCGAAACAUGCGCCAAGCUCCGCCAGAAGCCUACUGACCCUCCCGGUCCAGGUAGGGAGAAGAAUGCACGCUACAUCGAGGGCGGCAGACCGACUCUUAUCAAGAAUGCUACUGUCUGGAUUGGAGAGCCGACUGAGGGCACACUGCCUGACGAUGCCCGGCGCGGUGUGGGGUUUGAGUGGAUCAGAAAUGUCGAUGUUUUCCUCAGGAACGGGUUGAUUUCUGAGGUUGGACCGUCCGGAAGCAUCAGUUCCACCCAAGACACUAUCACAUAUGAUGCCCGUGGCCGACCGCUGACGGCAGGCAUCAUCGACAUGCAUAGCCAUGCGGGCAUAGACCCCCUCCCAGGCCUCCGUGGAAACGACGACACCAACGAGAUGUCAUCCGACAUUACGCCCUACGUGCGCUCCAUUGACGGCAUCAAGCCCCUGGACCCCCAGAUCCGCGUCAUCAAGUCUGGCGGCGUGACAACCUCGCUCGUCCUGCCGGGCUCGGCCAACAACAUAGGCGGCGAGGCGUACGUCAUCAAGCAUGCAGUCGGUCAUCAGGACGGCCGUCCAGAGAUCAGCGCUGUGGAUAUGCUUGCCGACCCCGACCGCAACUGGCGCUACAUGAAGAUGGCAUGUGGUGAGAACGCCAAGAACGUUUACGGCAAUCCCGGUGAGAAGGGGCCGACGAGCAGGCUGGGCGAGUCGUGGGAGUUUAGGCAUGCAUUUGAGCAGGCCGCCGAGCUGGUGCGGGCACAGGAUGACUGGUGUAAUGCUGCGGAUGCCCUUGGGGUAGAAAACAUGCAGACGUAUCUGCCACAGGAGCUGCGCUGGGAGGCUCUAGGUGCGGUCCUGCGGGGACAGGUUCAUGUUAACACUCACUGCUACACGAUCCCAGAUCUGGAGGCCAUGGUUGACCAUACCAACGAGUUCAAGUUCCCGGUUAGGGCAUUCCACCAUGCCCAUCAAACUUUUCUUGUGCCAGAGAUUCUGAAAAGAGUUUACGGUGGAGUUUAUCCGGCUUCCGCGCUCUUUGCCGACAACAUGUGGUAUAAGGACGAGGCCAAUACCGCUUCUGAGUUUGCAGGCAAGAUCCUCUUCGAAGCUGGUCUCGAUUCUGUCUACGUCAGCGACAACCCCGUCAUAAACGCUCAACAUGUCGUCUUCGAGGCCGCCAAGGCUUAUGGAUAUGGUCUGCCUUACCAUGCCGCUCUUGCGUCCGUCACGUCGACGCCAGCGAAAUAUCUUGGACUGGGCAACAGGCUGGGCAAGAUCAAGGCUGGCUUCGAUGCUGAUGUCGUAGUAUGGGACAGCGAUCCGCUCAGUGUGGGUGCCGCACCGGCACAGGUCUGGAUCGAUGGGACGGCGCAGUUUGAGGAUCCCGUAGAACUGCACAAGCCUGUCAGAGAGCUGAUCAAGCCAGAUUUGAACCUAGCCCAUGUGCCUGGAAAAGACCACCAGGUCGACAGUGUCGUCUUCAUGGGAAUAACCAAUCUCAUUCUCUCGGGCGUCGACGCCGAGACCCACACUGGUCAGAUCAACAUGGCAGUCACGGACGGCAAGGUGGCCUGCGUCGGCUCGUGUGCUGCGCAUCUUUCGUCGCCUGGCGUCAAAACCAUCAAACUGCGAAACGGCCAUGUCACAGAUCCUUUCAUUGCCGUUGGAUCUUCGAUUGGUCUCAACGCCAUCGAUGCCGAGUCUUCCACAGACAACGGAAGAAACCCAGUCGGCACCUUCACGCGUGCUGUAGAUGGCCUGGCGCUGGAUAACCAAAAGGUCCACGCUGCAAGUAGAUACGGUGUCACACGCGCAGUUUCCGCACCCAAGCUCUCUGGCCAGUUUACGCAUCAUGGAGUUAGUGCUGGCUUCAGAACUGGCGCCAAGCACUCUUUAGAGAAAGGGGCUGUCUGGUCAGGUGAUGUUGCAGUGCAUUACACGCUCUCUGAGCACGGAAAAUCCGACAAAACGCCUUCAAUCUCGAGUGCGGUGGGCUCGCUCCGGUCCGCGCUACUAGACGCCGUUGUUGCGGUGGGUGGGACAGGACACAAGGGCGCCGCCGGCAUAGACAAGUUCACCGAAAAGGCUUACCUCAAAAAGGUUGUAACCGGCGAAAUGCCCCUGGUGUUAACCGUACACAGCGCCGACACCAUCGCUGCAAUUCUCCGGGUGAAAAAUGAGGUGGAAAAGGCCGCAGCUACAUCUCUCGACAAGGCCCUCGUCGAUAAGGGACAGUCGAGAAUCAGGCUGAUCAUACUUGGCGGAGCCGAGUCGCAUCUUAUAGCCUCGGAGCUCGCCGAAGCCAGGGUUGCAGGUGUCAUCCUCGCCCCGUUGCAGAGCUACUGUACGGUCUGGGAGCAGCGUCGCUGUCUAACCGGCGCCCCGCUCACAAAUGGCACGGCUCUUGACAUCUUGCAUGCUGCUGGAGUGCCCGUGGGAAUCGGUCUGGAAGAGGACUGGUUGGUGCGGGACCUGGGGUUACUUGCAGGGAUUGCGGGGCGGAACAGCGGCGGUAAGAUUGGACGGAAGGAGGCUUUGGGGUUCAUUGGUGCAGGAAUAGAGAGGAUGCUGGGUGUUAAGAGACAGGAGGACCAGGGUGGGUUCGUGGUAUGGGAGGGGGAUCCUUUGGAGGUGGGUGCACGUGUGAAGGGCGUUAGUGAUGGAGUUGGCCCGGUUACUGUCUUUGAGUAG
Molecule: messenger RNA, 2961 nt
Organism: Pyricularia pennisetigena
Lineage: Eukaryota; Fungi; Ascomycota; Sordariomycetes; Magnaporthales; Pyriculariaceae
Exons: 2
Coding region: 1-2961 (986 amino acids)
Biological process (GO): N-acetylglucosamine catabolic process
Molecular function (GO): N-acetylglucosamine-6-phosphate deacetylase activity
Source: RefSeq, a predicted model, not a curated record